Messenger RNA from Rangifer tarandus platyrhynchus (Svalbard reindeer), 321 nucleotides. Lineage: Eukaryota; Metazoa; Chordata; Mammalia; Artiodactyla; Cervidae. The record is from the annotation of a GenBank genome assembly.
AUGUCUAUUGAUUUGGUGAUGUCAUCCAACCAUCUUAUUCUCUGUCACUCCCUUUUCCUCCUAUACACAAUCUUUCCUAGCAUCAGGGUGUUUUUCAAUGAUUUGGCUCUUCACAUCAGGCAGCCAAAGUACUGGAGUUUCAGCAUCAGUCUUCCCAAUGGAUAUUCAGGGUUGAUUUCCUUUAGGAUUGACUGGUUUGAUCUCUUCAUUCUCCAACGGACUCUCAAGAGUCUUCACAAGCACCAUAUUUUGAAAACAUCAGUGGUCUUGCUCACUACUAAUUUGAUAAUAGUGUCUUUUACCACAUUGUCUUUACAAUAG